This is a messenger RNA of Clupea harengus (Atlantic herring), 2063 nucleotides long. RefSeq names its product zinc finger and BTB domain containing 25 (gene zbtb25). Gene Ontology annotation, molecular function: protein binding; DNA-binding transcription factor activity, RNA polymerase II-specific. Gene Ontology annotation, biological process: regulation of transcription by RNA polymerase II. Lineage: Eukaryota; Metazoa; Chordata; Actinopteri; Clupeiformes; Clupeidae. Gene Ontology annotation, cellular component: nucleus. The record is from RefSeq and is a predicted model, not a curated record.
CCUGAGGGACAACGCUUUGGGAACUGUAUUUCGUUUGGAAGAGGUUGUAGCACAGUACAGAGGGCAGACCAUUUUAAAGCUGCGAGGUGAAGCAUGUUAACUCAUGCAUGACCUCACAGGGCAGCUGCGGCCAGGUUUACGGUAUUCGUGCAAGCUUCUUCCAGUUGUACACAAUAUAGGCUACAUAGAUAUGAGUGAUAUAAUACAUUACAAAAUAAACUGUUGUGCAAACCAGCGUAAUACUUUUUCCCACCCUGUCCCGCAAGAGGGGAUAUUUCUUAGCCUACUUAACAAGAGUAGUCAGACCUUAAGAAAAAGAAACAAUCAGUUUGAGACACCAAAAUGUACAGUAUGGUCACGUGACGAAUAACAAGCUUAGUUGACAAUCGCAUAGGAAGGAGCGCGAGACCACACGAGAUUUUUUUUACCCGCAGCAACAAAUAUAAAUCUAAACAAUUUCACCUAUUUAAAUGGUGUAACAGGUUGAGAGUGGGCGCCAUGGACGUGUCCAGCCACAGCCUGUACCUCCUACAGCAGCUGAAUGUUCAGAGGGAGUUUGGCUUCUUGUGUGACUGCACUGUUGCCAUUGGCAAUGUGUACUUCAAAGCCCACCGGGCAGUUCUGGCGGCCUUCUCCAACUACUUCAAGAUGAUCUUCAUCCAUCAGACCAGUGAGUGCAUCAAAAUCCAACCGACAGACAUCCAGCCCGAUGUGUUCAGUUACCUGCUCCACAUCAUGUACACUGGCAUGGGGCCAAAACAGCCCGUGGACAGGAGCCGUCUUCAAGAGGGGAUCAAGUUCCUUCAUGCCUACCAGCUGUGCCACAAACCGGGCGAGGCAGGUCCAGACGCGACCUCUGACCUGCGCAUGUCCAACCUUUACGGCAUCCAGAUAUCCUCCCAGCUCCCCAAUAAGGAUGGCACAGGGCUGAAAUUGGGUGGGCAGCGGGACCCUGAGGAAUCACGCUCCAGUGGUCGGGCGGAAUGGGCUGAGCGCUCCCAUGCUCGAUCCUCUCAGGCGGUCGGCUUGGAGGGCAUCUCUUCUGACCACCAGCCGCCCGGCAUGCGGCCCUUAUCCUCUGUGGCUUCCGGGGAUGACUCGGACAUCUCCACCAGGAUCAAAGAGGAACGCCUGGAUGAUGAGGAACAGGAGCAGGAGCAGGCAGAAGGGGACAUGGCUUCGCUCCCUCCUCCGGCUCCUCGCUCCUCACACUCCCCGGCACAGGGGCACCCCUGCCAGCCCACCCUGGCUCUUCUGUGCCCGCGGUGUGGAGAGCGCUGCCUGUCCCCCGAGGGACUUCAGGAGCAUCUAAUCAGCCAUGCAGCCUGUUCCCUAGAACCACUCAUGGAGGGGACUCCUUCUGAGAACACUGAUUUGGGGGGACCGGUCGGGGCAGAGGAGCAUCUGGCCACAAGGGAGCGCCUGGAUGCCGGGUGCCUAGAGGAGGCCCUAAGACAAAGCCAGGCUCUGGCUGAUGAGAUCGCGGCCGAGCUGAGACGCGGAGGGGGUCCGGGAGGCGUCGGGAUCGGGGGGUUCACCGGCAGUCCCCCCAUGGUGGGUCUGUUCACGCGGAAGAGGAAGAUGGCGUGCGCCGUGUGCAACCAGCGGUUCUCGCAUAAGAGCCAGCUGCAGGAGCACAUGUUCUCACACGUGGGCAAGACGCCGCGCCACCAGCACCAGCGCUACAACCGCUUCUGCAACCAGCUGCUGCAGGUGGCGUGUGAGGGGAUGGGUGAUGGCACACAAGGUGCUGGGGCAGGACCGGGGGAGGGGUCGGUGGAGGAGAGCGGGGCCGCACAGGACAACGGCAGCUCCUGCUACUCGCUGGACUCGGAGGUGUCGCGGGAGAGUGUGGAUGCUGUCGCUGUUGAAUAGCGAAUACAAAAAAAUACAUUUAUGAAUGUAGAGUAGGGAACAAAGACAAAAGACAAUACAAACAUCAUACGCACUCUCUUUCCACACAGACAGGAUCUGUUUAAGGAAAAUGAAUGGCGCUUUCUCUCACUCUUUUCCUGUCUCUUUUUGUCUGUCUCCAGUAGCCUGAAUAUCUUUUCUUGUAUGAG